CCUCACUGCAAGUCAGGUCUGAUUCAAUUAAUGAGAUCCACCACAGGCCCCAUAGGAUCACCCAGUGACUAAAUCAUGAUGAGGUUUGGUUGGCCAUCCAUUGCGCCAAAGGCUUGUGGUGGCCUGUCAUGGUGGCAGGGCGCUAGCAUAAUUUUAGAGACCGUCCCUCAACCAUGCAGCGCAUAUUAGACGCGGACAGCUGUUCUUAAACCUGCUCGUUCUUGCUGACCCUUCUGUUCAGCUCAACACAGACCUCCGUUCACUCAUUACUAUUACUAUGGGUUGCUGCGCGUCAUUUUUUCGAAAGUCCCAGCGACAGACCCAAACUGUUGAAAAUCAUCGCAAUGGCAGUUCUGUAGACAAUGCUGCCGCCUUCGCAGACCCCGCAACCCGCCCAUUGACGAUACCAGUCGUACCAGUACCAGUAUCAGAUAUUACCACUCUGCAGCCAAAUGGACCAAUUCAACUAUCUGCACCGCAAGGUCAAGUGCAGCUCAACCUUUCCAUACCAUCCAACAUAGUGAAUGGUAAUCUUGCAUCCGGCGCCGUGAUUAUGCUACAGCCGAUUACCUCUGGUGCACAUGAAGCGCGGCAAGUGGCCUUCGAUACGGACCCAUCUGCCAUUCCGCCUACAUCUAUCAGGAAGCAAUCAGAAUAUCCCACGUCAUCUGGCGGCUUGGGCGAUAUCUGGAGGUGUUCAAGGAUUAUCAAUUCAGCAACUACUGAGGUACAUAUGAUGUUACCCUCAGGCUGCGAGUCUCAUCGACCAAUAUCUGUUGGACAGGUUGCUGUCAAAACUAUCAGGAUUACGGACAUACGUAAUAAAGAAGCCGUUCAAAAAGCGAAGAAGAGACUUCGCCGCGAAGUAGCCGUGUGGGUCAGACUGAGGCAUGCGCAUGUUCUCACUCUUCACGGCACGGUCUCCGGUUUUGGACAAUUGCCUGCUCUUGUUUCCGAAUGGAUGCAUAACGGGGCACUUGAUAGCUACCUGGUGCGCACGAGCCUCACUAUGGGACAGAAACUAAAACUGCUGAAACAGGUGGUGGAUGGCUUGAGAUAUCUUCACGAACAGAAAGUAAUUCACGGGGACCUGACCAGUACAAAUGUUGUGAUCGACCGAGAAGGCAAUGCAUUUUUGGCAGAUUUCGGUCUCUCAGUGGCUCUCGCAGAGGCUGACAGAUCGUACUACAACUCUCAUUCGAGUGGCGCUGUCCGGUGGAUAGCGCCCGAAUUGCUCGGUUCACCGGAACCACAAAACACUUCAGAUGGCAGUGACAGCGAUGCCGAUCUCCCAAAACCGAACAGUCAGAGCGAUGUAUUUUCGCUCGGUUGUAUCAUGCUCCAUGUCUUCUCGGGUAGACUGCCCUUCUGGUGGCUUAAAAAAGUUCAACAUAUAUUCAGUGCUCAGCUCAAUCGUAUAGAGCCAUAUCGGCCCGAAUCUGGUGUGGCCGUUAGCCAGCAGCAUUUGGAUUUCAUGCGCAGAUGUUGGUCAGCCGAGCCUCAAGUUCGUCCUUCCACUGGGGAUGCUGCUUCCUUUGUAGAAGAAGAGCUAGCCAGUGUUCCUUCUCACUAGUUCAGCGCUCGAUUAUCUCGAUGAUCGACCUGCUUGAUUAAUAUACUACUUAUCUCGA
Molecule: messenger RNA, 1631 nt
Organism: Suillus discolor
Lineage: Eukaryota; Fungi; Basidiomycota; Agaricomycetes; Boletales; Suillaceae
Product: kinase-like domain-containing protein
Exons: 12
Coding region: 278-1573 (431 amino acids)
Biological process (GO): protein phosphorylation
Molecular function (GO): protein kinase activity; ATP binding
Source: RefSeq, a predicted model, not a curated record